AUGGUCAUGAGCUUACAGGUGGUCGAUAAUGUUGAAGAAGCGAUUGGACAUAUAAUUCGUUAUGGAUCUGGACACACGGACACCAUCGUCACCACUAAUGACCACACAGCUGAACACUUUAUCAAGAAAGUAGACAGCGCAUGUACUUUCCACAAUGCAUCAACUCGGUUUGCAGAUGGAUAUCGAUUCGGACUCGGUGCCGAAGUUGGUAUUUCUACUGGGCGAAUACAUGCCAGAGGGCCAGUUGGAGUUGAAGGACUCCUCACAACAAAAUGGGUGCUACGCGGAGACGGCCACACUGUACACGACUUCAAGCCGAAUGGUCGCUACCACUAUGUCCACGAAGACAUGAACCCAUCGGAGGUUUACAGAGCUGUGGAUCUGAUCCAGAAAGCCGCAUGA
Molecule: messenger RNA, 402 nt
Organism: Ostertagia ostertagi
Lineage: Eukaryota; Metazoa; Nematoda; Chromadorea; Rhabditida; Trichostrongylidae
Source: the annotation of a GenBank genome assembly